CCAGUCCCCCUUACGUGGGUCCCUAUUGCAGUGCGGAUCCAGUAGUUGGAGUUCUAAACCUAGCCCAAGAGAGGGAGCGCAUCUGAGUGAGCAAACAGAACUAGAAACUAUAGGUGCAUUUUUACUCUAUCGAACAUCGCUUUUGAAAGACUGUCACUUUUACUGCCCUGGAGCCAUCUUUCCAGCCUUGUAGUAUAACGCCCUCGAUCCCCGCCUGAAAACUCACACACGGUCGUGUCAGCUGGCAUGAGCUAACCCACCAGACAUGGAAACCAAACCUUUCAUGUCAUUGGAAUCUACAAUCCUGCCUAUGGGAUGGUUCCUGAAGCCCCAGUGCUCGCUGGCUCCGCCCCCCCAGCGAGGACGCUCGGGGGAGGCCUGCUCCUGUUUCACCGGCAUGUGUCACCUCCACCACCCCCGGAUAUCUACAGGUAACACUCAUCGCCAUCUCCACAUCCCCUCGCCAUCUUCCCCGUCAUGGCAGACUCCGCACCUGGGAAGACACCUGUAUCAAAUAAAUUCAUCAGGUCAGGUGACCUCAUCUCCACUGAGCUCUCCCACGUCCCACCGGGGCAUGCACCCAUCCCUGCUCAACCCGUCCUCCAUGGGGCCCUCAGGCUCCUUGCACUCUCCCAUCAGCACCCUGAGUUCUCCGAUGAACGGCCUGGGCUCUCCCUUUUCUGUCAUCAACUCCCCCAUGGGCCCACACUCCAUGUCCUCGCCCGGCAUGGGCUACGGCCCCAGUGUCAGCCCCCAGAUGUUCCAGCUGAACUCCCAGAUGAACUCGGUCAGCAGCUCGGAGGACAUCAAGCCCCCGCUGGGACUCAACGGGGUGAUGAAGGUGCCCGCCCAGCCCUCGCCGGGGUGCAUGCCUCUCUCCCUCACCAAACACAUCUGUGCCAUCUGCGGAGACCGCUCCUCAGGUAAACAUUAUGGAGUGUACAGCUGUGAGGGCUGUAAAGGCUUCUUCAAGAGGACAGUGCGGAAGGACCUGACCUACACCUGCCGAGACAACAAGGACUGUCUAAUCGACAAGCGCCAGCGCAACCGCUGCCAGUACUGUCGCUACCAGAAGUGUCUGGCCUGUGGAAUGAAGAGAGAAGUUUUGUUACACACAGCCGUCCAGGAGGAGCGCCAGCGGGCCAAAGAGCGCAGCGAGAACGAGGUGGAGUCCACCAGCAGCGUCAACGAGGACAUGCCCGUGGAGAAGAUCCUGGAGGCCGAGCUCGCUGUGGAGCCCAAGACAGAGACCUACAUCGAGACCAACCUGGGCAUGCCAUCCAACUCGCCCAACGACCCGGUGACUAACAUCUGCCAAGCAGCCGACAAGCAGCUCUUUACACUGGUGGAGUGGGCCAAGAGGAUCCCCCACUUCUCUGAGCUGCCCCUGGACGACCAGGUCAUCCUCCUACGAGCAGGGUGGAAUGAGCUACUCAUCGCAUCCUUCUCACACCGUUCAAUAGCGGUGAAAGAUGGGAUCCUCCUAGCAACAGGGCUACACGUCCAUCGUAACAGCGCCCACAGUGCUGGAGUGGGAGCCAUCUUUGACAGAGUGCUCACAGAACUGGUGUCCAAGAUGAGAGACAUGCAGAUGGAUAAGACAGAGCUGGGGUGCCUUCGAGCCAUCGUCCUCUUCAACCCAGAUUCUAAAGGCUUGUCAAACCCAGGCGAGGUGGAGGCUUUGAGAGAGAAGGUCUACGCCUCUCUGGAGGCCUACUGCAAACAGAAAUACCCAGAUCAGCCUGGCAGGUUUGCCAAGCUGUUGCUGCGGUUACCAGCCCUGCGUUCCAUUGGUCUGAAGUGUCUUGAGCACCUGUUCUUUUUCAAGCUCAUCGGGGACACGCCCAUCGACACCUUCCUCAUGGAGAUGCUAGAGGCGCCCCACCAAAUGACAUAACUGCAGGCGGGGCAUCGCCCAUGUUCCCCUCGCCCCCUCCGCCUCUAACCCCUCUGGAUACGGAGGGUGGUCCUGCAAACCACUCCCCCUCGAGAGAUUAUGUGACAUCAUUGGAUCUAGAGAAGUCCCCCCUCUUUGAUGUGUUUCAAAAAACAAGUUCAAUAUCCAUGGGUCUGUUUUAUACACUGUACAAAUAUAUAAAUAUAUAUAUAUAUAUAUAUAUAUAUAUAUAUAUAUAUAUAUUAUAUAACUCAUGAGAUUAAUUGAAAGACAACAAUGGACUGGUGAUGAAACGGACCAAGGGGAAAGGAAGUGUUUUAAGCCAUUGUUUUGUAAUGUGAAACAACAACCAAGAAGAUCAGGUGUUAAAGGUAGGUCUGUUUGCAGGUGUAUUUUGAAUUGUGGCGGUUUCAUCAGCAGCGUAGUAAUUGGGAGAAUCGUGUUUUGGACUUGUUGAAGUGAGCCGGGGCUGCAUGGGCUGUCCCUGGCUCUGUUCGGAAGCAUCUCACUUUCAGGACUAACUUAAGGGAGAUUGGUCCGUUUGCAGGGGGGAGGAACGAGGCCCGGUCUUGUCCGGUCCAAUUCAUUCAGGUGCUGUCCGGUUUAAUCCGGUCAGGUCCGGUUGGGUCUGUUUUGAGGUGUACUGUAUGUGUUUUGGGAGAGAAGGACUCAAGAGGUGGGAUCAUGCAGAUGAACAGUGCUCCACUCAGGUCCCUCAACCCAAACUCAGCCGCUUCUCCACGUCUCCUUAUUCUAUUAGCACUGUGUGAACAUGAGAGGAGAGAUGCUACGUCGCUACAUCGGUCCUGUUUUCAGAGGCUCAGAUAGCUUUAGUGACUGAUUGGAGUGAAAGCCUGCAGUGUGGCCUCUUAGGACCAGAGCUGGAUGACCUUCACGUGGCCUGAAAAAGCUUAUCUCUGGCACUACUCAUUCUGUUGUACUGUACUGACAUUAGGGGCAGUGUGUAUCUGGAUUCACCCUCACAUAAGCCCUAUACUACAUGUGCAUUGCUGUGUGCUCUGGAAGGUUGGCACAGGAAGACAAGGAAAGCAAACAAAUGAACGUUCUCAUCGCUCUACUACAAGCAUUGCUCCUUUUUCCUGUCUGCGUUAAGGUGACAACAAAAUUAAGAAGAAAAGGACAAAUGGUUUGUUGGGAAAUACUGUCAACUGAUCUGAACUUUUUAAAGUGAUGCCACGACUUUGUCAUGUCAUAUGUCCCUCCACCACUGAGACCAUUCGUUUCUGCUCCUUCUGUGAAUUACAACACACCAUAAUCAACCUCCACACAGCAACCAAGCAUGCUGUUCCUCACGGUGUAACCUAGCUUUAGAAUGGCCUUUGACCUGUACAGGAUAUUACAACAGUAUUGAUGGUAUUUCUAAAAAAUUUGCAAUUACCUCUGUUUUCAUCCCUCAAACUCUCAGUUCUCUACAUAACCCCCCCCCUGUCAAACAGCCCCAUGUCAAACAGUUCAUGGGAGAAGUGCUUCAAUGCAGUCAUGUUUAUGGUGAGAUGCUCUCUUAUUUGGAUUGUGGAGCCCAUGCUCCUCCAUUGCAAGCUCUGGCCCAGACCAUCCACUCUGACUGGAGGAUGUAGGCCUGGUGAAGAAACAGAGACCCUUGACUGCUCCACUGCCCAGCCUCCCCUCACCCUCAGAGGAAUCCACACCCUGCACUUCUCUGGACAACCCAGUUUCAUUUAAGUCAAACUGAAAUGUUAAAUAUGUAACAUUAUGUAUAAAUCUGCUAUAUGCCCAUAUUGCGCAUUUUUUUCUUUCUAUGCUGCAGCUGCUGCAUAACUAUGCAUCAAGCAUUUUUCCAAAGAUUGUCCA
Molecule: messenger RNA, 3730 nt
Organism: Salmo salar (Atlantic salmon)
Lineage: Eukaryota; Metazoa; Chordata; Actinopteri; Salmoniformes; Salmonidae
Source: RefSeq, a predicted model, not a curated record